UAUGACUCCAACGUCGACAGAAGCAAUAUUUUCACAUUCGCCACGGUGUACCAAAGUCAGAAGCGAUUCAAUAGCGACAAUUCAGUACGUCGGGAUACCUUUAGCAUUGCGGUCGUGGAAAAGAUAGUCGGUGGAAGGGCAAGAAAUUCUCAAAUGCAGUAGACUAAAGGAUUAUAUUGAAACAUGAGAAAAGUUUGUGUUUCUGCUAAGAAAAAUAACAUAAUUAUUUAAGGAAUGUGUUGAAGAUAACAAAAAUAUAAUUUUUUCACACCUGUGAACGGAGACAAUUCAAAAAGUAAUAAAAUCAUCGUUAAACAACAAUUAUUUUAAAAAAGCGAAGAUAUAUAGCUGUGCAAAAUUUAUACAAAAAAUUAUUUGAAGAAACAAAACUUUAAAAUCAACAAGCGCCGUAAGAGCAUAAAGGAUUUCAUAUAAUUCCGUAAGCCACGUACUAUUUUUAAAAGUGGGAGUGCGAGUGCGUUGCGGUAAAAGGAGAUGCAGACAAAAUAGCUAAUAACAAAAUAUAAGUUCACCAGAAAUCCGAAAGGUACAAAGCAACAACAACAAAUCUAAACCACCGCCAAGUGUGUUUCUGUAAAUCAUGUCCCACGAAAAGGUGACAAAACAAAAUCCAGAAGCGAAAUUUAUCGCAAGAACUCAUCCACUUAAUAAGAAGAAAGCCAAACGCUAAACAACUAAAUAGGGAUUCACGUAUACUUACAUAUGCAAAAACUUUUACGGCACAAAAAUGCCCGACUCACACAUACCAACGACGGCAGUGAAUGAAUUUGGGAGCAUAGAACCCUACAAGGUCGACACUUUUAAUGAAUUCGAGAGCAGCGGUGUCGGGGGCGGUCAAGGCGAUGUCAUAAUUGCUACUGAAAAUACUCGUGCUGUUUUCGGCGGCUUAGUGAACGACCUACGAGAUAAUUAUUCCCAACUUAUCGGUACCACAUCGGUCAUUGAUUGGUGCAAUCAAUCACUGCUACUGUAUGGCAUAAAUAACUGUAGUAUGAAUAUUUACAGUGGAAUUAACGAUACAUUGGUUGACGAUGACAUAUCAUUCAUUCUUCCAUGGUGGCGCCAAGUCCUGUGGUCUAUUUUAUUCGGUGGCAUGGUUUUGGUGGCAACAGGAGGAAAUUUAAUUGUCGUUUGGGUUGUUAUGACGACGAAAAGAAUGCGAACCGUUACCAAUUAUUUCAUAGUGAAUCUCUCCAUCGCGGAUGCCAUGGUAUCCAGUCUCAACGUGACGUUCAAUUAUAUUUACAUGCUGGACAACGAUUGGCCUUUCGGUGAACUAUAUUGCAAAAUAUCGCAAUUUAUAGCAACGCUGAGCAUAAGCGCUUCAGUGUUUACACUAAUGGCGAUAUCCAUCGACAGAUAUGUUGCCAUCAUGAAGCCACUGGAACCGCGUAUGAGUAAGCGGUGUAAUCUGGGCAUCGCCUCGUUCAUUUGGAUAGCGUCAAUUACGAUAUCAUGCCCGAUGUUGCUCUUUUUUACAACCGGCGAAGUCGAACUGAAGGAUGGUACCCGAAUUGUAUGCUAUACCGAGUGGCCUGAUGGUCCUACGAAUCAUUCGCAACAGGAAUAUGUUUAUAAUAUCGUUUUUAUGAUUCUCACGUAUAUACUGCCCAUCAUUUCUAUGACGGUCACUUAUUCACGAGUUGGCAUUGAACUUUGGGGAUCAAAGACAAUCGGAGAGUAUACGCCUAGACAGGUGGAGAAUGUUCGGAGCAAGCGUAGGGUGGUGAAAAUGAUGAUGGUUGUGGUGCUGAUAUUUGCCGUUUGUUGGUUGCCUUUUCACAUUUAUUUCAUAGUCACAUCAUGUUAUCCGGCGCUGACACAGACUCCUUUCAUUCAGGAAGUCUAUUUAGGCAUCUAUUGGCUAGCCAUGAGUAACUCCAUGUAUAAUCCAAUUAUUUACUGCUGGAUGAACUCAAGAUUCCGUUACGGCUUCAAGCGGUUCUUCCGCUGGUGCCCGUUUGUUAAAGUCGGGGCUGAAUCUUUAAAUCGGCGUGACAAUAUGACUUCGCGAUACUCAUGCUCAGGUUCACCGGAUCAUAAUCGCAUCAAGAGAAAUGUCAAUUCAUCCUUUUGUGUGUCUCUUCCAGAUACACAGCGCUCAUUUUUAUACACCUGUCCGGGCUCGCCAAAAAAGCAUCGAGUGGCCUCACAUUAUGGUGUGUUACGUAAUUCCACAGUAGUAUCCCAUCGAGAUCCUAUGCGACAGUCAGCGGCAAUUGGCACCAACAACACCAGCGCAUAUCAUCAACGCUUCACCAUUAGUCACUGCGGCAAUAGUCACGAGCUGACAUCGCUGACGUCGUUAAGCGGCUCACCGGGUGCGGGACAAUAUGGAUUCGUAAUGAAAGCUGAGCCCAUCAAAGUGGCGCUGCGAAAUGGCAGCGCACAACAAGUGUCGUUGCCAUUGUGGCCAGCGACAGUUGAAACAACCGACACCGAAGCAUGUACAACAACACCGCCGCCAUCCACACUUGGCGCUGGCGAAGUCAGAGGCUUUGAAGAUAGUCGUGUUGAUGAUGCUGGUAGUGGUAUGUGCCGUGUGGAAGAGACAAACGUACGUGCUGCAUCCUGACAGUAUGAACACACACGCAGCAACAACAGCGACAAUGAUAGUGUAAAAGUAGUUGAGGAGCGUGACAAGUGCAGCAAUGGUCUAGAAGACGGUGUGGAAUAUAAAAAUGUCAACGGUAGUACAAAAGCCUAUGAUAUUAGCAACAGCAGCAGUAACAACAAUAACAACAAACGUCGUGCGACAGAUACCACAGUAACAAAGACAACAAAGCCCACAACAACUGCAUUGCUGUCGACCAACACGCCACGUGGCAUUUUUGUUUCGUCUACGACAGAUGAUAAAACAUGGCUGUAAAUUAACUGUAUCAGAGAUGGUUUAGAAAAACAUAUGCUUGGCUGACGCAACCCAGAAGAUGACCAGAAUAAAAAACAACAAGGCUGUUUUGCCUCGUGAUUAUAGUUGACACAGGAAAGUGUGUUUCAUGCAACACCUGGUAGAUGAUAAGAAAACGAUGACGAUUGACACAUCUAAUUUUAGAAAUUUAAUAUUAAUAAGAAGAAAGAGGGAGAGAGAGAGAUCUGUUGCUACAAAUUUAAACGACAAUUCCACUCUCGACCUACAUAAAUGCAGACAAUGUGAUUUUUCAGAGGCGUUAUAACCUCAAAAUAUUUAUGAUGAAACAUUAAACCCAAACUCAAUGUUUGAACUGCGUAUCAUUUUAUAUAAUAUAUUAGCUGAAAUUCAUGGUUAGACCACGUAUCUUAAGCGGCUGAGUGCAAUUUAACUACAGAAAAAAAAUGAAUGUUAUUUAGAAACCCGUAUAUAUGUCCUCACAAAAAACCAAAAAAAAAAACAAGAAAUAAAAAACAGUAUAAAAAACGCAAUAUCAGCACCAGGACUAAGUCAUAACAGCCUUAAAGUGCUAUAUGUAGAUAAGGAAAUCAUGGAAUAAAAUUUAUAAAUUUAAGCUUAGCGUUUCACUAUUAAGCAUUGCACUCAUAUAAGUUAAAAAAUUCAUUAACAAUGUGUAAAAUAUGAGAAAACUUACUUAAAAUCAACUACACUUUAUCUUUGUCGCAAGGGGAUUCACGAAAGUUCAAUAACUAAAUAAUAUACACAAGUAUAUGUCCAUAUGCAUACGUCAACAAGUAAGAAACCUGAUAAUUAGCUUUUGCCUUUGCGAACUUCGCUAUUAAGAAAUAUUUUUUUUUUUUUUUGGUAUAAAACGUGUGUUAAAGAGUGCAAAUUAUGUCAUAAUUUUACCUUUCAUUCUAACACAUUUGAAGUAUUUGCUUCGUUUCUCUACAUUAAGAAAAAGUCUUCUCUCAAUUAAUGACUUAUGUUAGUUCAUUUUCCAAUAGUUUUAUAAUCAUUUGAUGAAUUUAGUUCUGUAGUUAAACGUUUUUAGAUAUCGAUAAUCUUCAGACUCUUAACUCUCAUUCUUAGGUGCAAAACGAAAAUAACUCACGUUCUUCGCCCUCGUGCCUCGCAAUGAGAUUAAUUAAAUUACAUAAAUAUAUGUUCAACCUGAUUAUUGUUUUGCUACCGACAUAUGACCUAUUGGACAUACAACCUUCAUAGUCAAGCACAACAUUGAAAUUUUUAUUACUAAAAAUUUAAAGAUUUUAUAAUUUCGGCGAAGACCAUUGCCAAGUUGUAUCGUUAUACCGGAAACCCAAUUAUAGCAGUAUCGAAUCUAGUGCAGUACCACAAAUUUAGAAAAAUGUGUUUCCACUUCAGCAAACCCCCCUCUAUACCUACUUCGAUAGCAGAAGAAUAUGUAAUAUAAAAUAUUUUUCAAAACAGGACUGAAAAAGUUAUAUUCUUUAUUAUCAUGCUCUUCUUAAUUUGCGAAAAAAAUAAAAAGGACCGUAAUACUCCUUAAAAAUAUUUAAGUGACGUAAUUUUUCGUUCCUAAAAAAAACUAAAACUAAAUCCAUUAAAAAUUGUGUGAAUAGACACACUCUUAUUACCAUGUUAGUAUUGUCUCUGUCUUAAAAUAUAAAUUAUUGCCGCUGAGAAAGUCGAAUUUUCUGUACAAAACAUUAAACCUACGCUUGUUACCAAAAUAUUUACCACUUUAUUGAACUUUUUGUUGUUGUUAUUGUUGUUGUAGCGGCAGAAUUCUGCCGAGUUAACAGUCCUUGCCCGGAUAAAAUCCGAGUCCGUUCCGGUUACGUAGACCCGA
This is a messenger RNA of Bactrocera oleae (olive fruit fly), 4724 nucleotides long. It is a transcript of the gene TkR99D, whose product is annotated as Tachykinin-like receptor at 99D. The record is from RefSeq and is a predicted model, not a curated record. NCBI's taxonomy places the organism in Eukaryota, Metazoa, Arthropoda, Insecta, Diptera, Tephritidae. Gene Ontology annotation, cellular component: plasma membrane. Gene Ontology annotation, biological process: G protein-coupled receptor signaling pathway. Gene Ontology annotation, molecular function: tachykinin receptor activity.